Molecule: messenger RNA, 2407 nt
Organism: Eleginops maclovinus (Patagonian blennie)
Lineage: Eukaryota; Metazoa; Chordata; Actinopteri; Perciformes; Eleginopidae
Gene: srpx2
Product: sushi-repeat containing protein X-linked 2
Exons: 10
Coding region: 241-1593 (450 amino acids)
Biological process (GO): cell-cell adhesion; positive regulation of synapse assembly; positive regulation of cell migration involved in sprouting angiogenesis
Molecular function (GO): signaling receptor binding
Source: RefSeq, a predicted model, not a curated record
CAACUUUGAUGGGGUAAAAAGAUCAUUUAAAAAAUCUGCGGAGACUCUGGUAUGACUGGAGCCCUUCAUUGUCCUCGGCUGUUGUCAUAAGUAAAGUUUUGUCUUUUUUUUAAUCGUAUGUUAAUAGUCACCUUUCGCUGGAUUAUAAAGUUGUAUCUUUUCUGUUGGACCCUCGGAUCUGAUCCAACCGGCGCGUAAUUUCUUGUUUUUUUCCAGAAGUUUUAUCUUUGUGUUUCUGACAUGCUCCUCUGCCUUGUUGCUGUGUUCAGUUUAUACUUCACAGCUAGCUCUGGGACCAUAGUGAAUGACAGCUACAAUGACUUUGUAGAAGAAGAUAAUGGACCUCAACUAGACUACAAAGACCCACACUGGUGUCAUUCCCCGGGUCUGACUAACGGAGAGGUGACCUGCCACUCCCCUCAGGGUCGGGCCUACAUGAGCACGCUGGGCACUCGCUGUGAGAUGAGCUGUGAUCGAGGAUACAGACUGAUAGGAAAGAGCUCCAUUCAGUGUCUCCCCAGCCGGCGCUGGUCUGGAACUGCCUUCUGCCGCAAGAUGCGAUGCCAUGUGCUGUCUCUCAUCGAACACGGCAGGUACACCUGCACUCAAGGCUUCAUGGUGGACUCCAGGUGUGACUUCAUCUGCGACGCCGGCUAUCGCAUCGAGGGGCAACACUCCCGCACCUGUGAGCGCAAGGGGUCGUGGAGCGGAGUCCAGCCAAAUUGUGAAGAUACUGAUCCUCCCAAGAUCAAAUGUCCUCCGUCCAGACUCAAGGUGGCCGAUCCUGGAAAACUCACUGCCAUGGUGACCUGGGACCCCCCCAAAGCAACAGAUACUGCUGAUAAAUCCCUCGAUGUAAUUCUAAUUGGCCAGGGGCCGGGCACUGACUUUAAAGAGGGAGCGAGCAUUAUCCGAUACAAAGUGUACGACCAGGCCAGGAACAGAGCAGCCUGCAAGUUCCUUGUACGUGUUGAGGUGAGAAGGUGUCCAGUUUUAUCUCCACCUCUUCAAGGCUACCUCACCUGCUCCUCUGAUGGGAAUAACUACGGUGCAACAUGUGACUAUAACUGCGAGGGGGGAUAUGAGCGGAGGGGCGUCUCUUCUCGUGUCUGCCUGUUCAACCGCAGCUGGGGGGGAGGGCCAGCCGAGUGUGUUCCAAUGGAGAUUAAAUCAGAUGUAAAGACGGUCUCCGCUCUCCUGGAUCAGUUUUAUGAAAAUAGGAGGCUGCUGAUCAUGUCUGCACCCAACAUAACUGACCCAGACUACCAGCUGCAGAACAUCAUGAUACAGAAAGCAGACUGUGGAUUAGACCUGAGACGUGUAACUGUCAUCGAGCUCCUGGGCUCCCCGCCUCGUGAGACAGGUCGCAUUAAAGAAAGUCUGCUCAGCUCUGAAGCCAUUGAGGGUCUGAGACAAUCGUUCAGGAUCUCCAGAUCGUACUUCAGCAUGUUGCUGCUGGACGAGCUGGGAAUGGACCGGGAGCGCUUCAUCUUCCCAAUGGCGUCGGACGAGCUAUUCUCGUACAUCGACAGCUUCCUGCUGGAUGAAGAGGAGCGAGAGAGGCUGGAGCUCCACAGGGACUUCUGCGACUAAUCAAAUAAACCUCUCCUGUUGCCACAGAGAUAAACUCAUCAGUAUUACUAAACGCAAGAUGAGGAAAGACAAACAGCCCAAAACCAGGUCCAGAGGGACAUCAGGGGGGGGUGAAAUGUGAUCACCAGACGACACUGAAGUGCUAGCACUGCUUUCUCUCUCUAAUCAUCUGAAAGGCAUAGAGGCCAGAAAAGGGACACAGAAAAUACAGGGAAGCUUGAGAGAACACAUAAGGGAAAAAAUAAAAAUCAAGCUCAUUUAUAAACAUAGAAACAUCAAAUUAGAUUAGAUUCCUGGAGAUAUUUGGUUAAGCAUUUUGUAAAGUACCACCUGUGCUCAUGUGAUAUUGAAUGAGAGCUGUAAUCACAAAUUUCACAUCAACAAAUCGUACGAGGAACACUGUGGAGAGAUUAUUUAAAUCCAGCUGGUAUGGACGAUAAAGCAUGUCUUUUGGUUAAGAACAUUGUUUAUUAGAUGAACAGAAUAUCAAUGGAAACCUUGAGGUAAACACAAGUCUGAUCACAUGCAGUAAAAAUAUUAAGAUCUAAAUUUAUUUCUGCAUAGACACAUUUCAUUAUUUCAAAUAAAGCUUUUUGUGCAUCUUACAUAUAAAGAUAAUAAUACAAUUUGUUGGAUGCAACACCAGAGAUUUUGUAGUUUAUAAUGACUUGUUUUCCCACGCAACAGUAUCAUUUUGUACACAAUUGUAAAGGAAAAAUGUGACACUAUUUCUGUGCUUAGUGCUCAAAAGUGUGCAUACAUUUGAAUUGCAGUAAAUAUACAUUCUGAAUAAAAAAAAAAGAUAUAUAAAAUG